Carassius carassius (crucian carp) is the source of this 1587-nucleotide messenger RNA. RefSeq names its product caspase 20, apoptosis-related cysteine peptidase (gene casp20). Gene Ontology annotation, biological process: negative regulation of extrinsic apoptotic signaling pathway via death domain receptors; proteolysis. Lineage: Eukaryota; Metazoa; Chordata; Actinopteri; Cypriniformes; Cyprinidae. Gene Ontology annotation, molecular function: cysteine-type endopeptidase activity. The transcript is spliced from 4 exons. The coding region runs from base 581 to 1450 and encodes 289 amino acids. The record is from RefSeq and is a predicted model, not a curated record.
UUCAAUAAUAUGUCGAACUAUUAAUAAAUCGAUUUAAAACAUAAUAGUGAACUUGUGGCUCACCUGAACGCUGUAACAUGAAAUGUUUCUUUUGUGAACAUCAAGCCUUGUGCAACUUACAAACUCGCGUGCACAAGCUGCUACUUGGCUGGUUUGUAUUACUUGGUGUUAAUAAUGUAUGAGCAGAGCUUUUGUUUCACUUAGUCCAUGUCAGUAGCCUACUAUUGGUUAUUAGUUUAUUGACUGCUUAGUAUAUAAUUGUAUAGCAUGCAUCUUUGCUUUGAGGUGAAUAAGAACAAUUUACUGCACUGAAGAUGCUUUGUGUACAAUUAUUAUCUUACAAAGACUAACCUCUCUCUUCUUAUUUUUUUCCUCAGGCAGAUUUUAAACUAUGUGCGAAAAAGAAUCAUUUAACAGAAUUCUCCAAAAUAAAACUUUCCUCUUGGAGACUUUAUCUGAAGAUCCCGAUAUCAUCUAGCAGCAUGUGCAGGAGGCUAAACUUAUUACCCUCCGUGACUACAGGAACCUCUCAGAUAUUAAAAAAAGAGAGGAGAAAGUCACCAAACUACUUGACAAACUCAUGGGAAAGGGGGAGGAAACUUGUCACCAGUUCAUAGACCUUUUAAGACAAGACUUUAUAUUGGAAAUGUGUCCAAAAUUAAAGGAUCAUGCCGUUACUGCUCUUCCAGCCAUGCCACACAGCUCUCCAGUGCAGGAGGUCUCUCAAUACAAAAUAGAACAAAUUCCACGUGGUAUCUGCGUAAUCAUCAAUAAUGUGGAUUUUGCAACCAUGGAUGAAAGAAGGGGAUCAGAUGAGGACCAAAAGUGUCUUGCCGAAGUGUUCCACUGGCUGGGGUUUGAGGUGGUGGAGCACAGAAAUAAAACUGCAGCUGAGAUGAAGAAUCUCCUCAAGGACGUGGGGAAGACAGUAGAUGGAGACUGCUUUGUGUGCUGCAUCCUCUCCCAUGGCAUAGAGAAAGGAGUCUGUGGAACCGAUGGUUCUGUUAUUUCUGUCGAUGAAAUACGAGAGCCUUUCAUUGGCAAUAACUGCCAGAGGCUAGCUAACAAGCCCAAGCUGUUUUUCAUACAAGCAUGUCGUGGGAAAAGAAAUCAGCAACGUGUGCAUGUCCAAGCGGAUGCUCCAGAUGAUGGAGAGUCAGAGAUGGAGGAGGAUGGUGAUAAUUUUGAUAUCACAAUCCCAGCUGACACGGAUUUCCUUAUUGCCAGGUCAACCAUUGAUGGUCACCUUUCUUAUAGAAGUCCAAAAGAGGGCUCCUGGUUUAUUCAGUCACUUUGCCGAAAUCUACAGGAGCUUUGUCCAAUGGCUAUAGACAUCCAGACCAUCCUGCUUCGUGUGAAUAAUGAGGUUAGUAGUCAGGGAUUCAGGAGCAAACAGAUGCCCGUCCAAGAAGUCGCCAUGAGGAAGAAGCUGGUCCUGCUGCCAGCGUGAACCACUGAAAGAUCCUACAGCAUACGGCAUUGCUUGAUAUGAAUUAUGGUUUUAUAGAAUCAUUUAUAAUGUUCUUAAAGUUUGUUUUUAAAUCAGGAACGGCACUGGUUACUUGAAGGGAAUCAUGAGCCAUUUGA